GAUGUAGUGAUGGAUAGAAAUCACUUACGAAUUGUUGUUGAUUGCAGAAAUUCUGUGGAAAAAUCCGAAGGAAAUGCCGAUACAUGGUGUAGCAUAGGCGUUCUAUAUCAACAGCAGAAUCAACCUAUGGAUGCUCUGCAAGCGUAUAUAUGCGCUGUACAAUUAGACAAAUCACACUCAGCUGCGUGGACUAAUCUGGGCAUUUUGUACGAAAGUGUUAGUCAGCCAAAAGACGCUCUAGCUUGUUACGUCAACGCAUCCAGGGGUAAUAACAACACACCAAAUUGCACGGGUUCACUGGUGGGCCUGGGUGGUGCUAAAUCAGGUGGUAAUACCCCGAUGAACCCAUCGCUACAACAGCGGAUCAACUUCCUCCAAAGUCAUCUGAGCCAAGCACCAAUGCCUUCCGUCGCCACUAAGAGGCGGCAACUGCCGUCUAUAGAAGAGGCUUGGAACUUACCCAUUAGCGCUGAGAUGUCUAGCAGGCAGCAACAGCAGCAACAAACACCCACUGGUCCGGGUUAUAAAUAUGGUUCCACUCCUUCUGGACCACCACCUCCUUAUCCUCAAGGACAAGGACAGAAUCUUAAUACAAAAAGAUUUAAGCCGGGAGAAGAACCAAUUUCUCCAGGUUCACAACAGAGACCACCACCAUUUUAUCUCACGUCUCAACAACUGCAAAUGUUACAAUUUCUUCAACAAAAUCAUGGAAGUUUAACGCAACAACAGCAAGGUUUGCUUGCACAAUUACAACAACAAUACAGAUGUAUGCAACAACAUCAACAACAAAUUAGAUUACAACAACAACAAGCUGCUCAAAGAGGUUUAAGGCCAGGACAACCUGGUUAUCCUACAGGUUACAAUCAUACACAACUAGGACAACCUGGCGUGAUCAAGAAUUACGGGAUACCUCAGCAACCGUUGCAGCAAGGUGGAACUGUUGCAUUACAAACAGGGUUCUCAGAUUCUAAUGUCGGUUAUAACACGGCAGCAACUGGGAACAGUCAAACACCAGGAAUGCCUUACAAAUCUGCCUCUGAUUCAAACUAUCCUCAAAGGCAAUUGACAUCCGGCCAAUAUAACCAAUACCAGCCUAAUCAAUACACUGCCCAGGGUUACACACAAAUAUCGUCCACGACGAGUAAUUAUCCCGAAGGUUCCGCGGGAAAUAAAGACCUGGGAGUAACAGAUCAAGAAUUACAAGCUUUGUUAUCACAAAAAGAUAUUGCGACAUCUUUGGCGGAGGAUUUAUUAAAACAUUUUGGUUCGGAAGAUUUAGAUGUAAAAGAAGAAGCACCGAGCAUCAUGAACAAUGGCACGUUAAGUUCAGGUCCGUUCUCACCAUCGAAUCUCGAAGAGAGUACAGAGAAAAUCAAAGAGGUAAAACUAGAGAAGGUUGAGGAUAGUCAACCUUCGUCUACGUCGAAACUCGAAGCAUACGAAAAAAGCAAUACAAAGACAUCGACUCCAGUAGUUGAAACGGUGAAAUGUGAAGCGACCUCGAGUACAAAUAAAAUCGAAUCAGUUACUCGGAUUGAACCGGUGCUUAAAUUGGAAAGCUUGUGUGAAUCACAACCUGAACAAGAACUUAGUAUAGAUAUGGAUUCUAAGGGUAUUAUAGAAGCAUGUAAAGGUCAGGGAUUAAAAGGUGUACCAAAUUGCUCCAUACUGAGUGAUCGUUCACCUCCACCUGCCCCACCUGAUCCUCCAAAUCAGAGACUAACCAAGGAACAACUUUUACCCCCAACUCCUAGCGUUUAUUUAGAAAAUAAAAAAGACGCAUUCAGUCCACAACUCCAAGAGUUUUGUUUAAAACAUCCGAUAGCUGUGAUUCGCGGUUUGGCGGCCGCUUUAAAAUUAGAUCUUGGAUUGUUCUCAACGAAAACUUUGGUAGAAGCAAAUCCAGAUCAUGGUAUCGAGGUGAGAACACAAAUGCAACAGACCAGCGAUGAGAAUUGGGAUCCUGUCAUGGGCAGAAAAGUUUGGGGUUGUAUCAGUCAUAGAAGUCACACAACUAUUGCGAAAUAUGCGCAAUAUCAGGCGUCAAGUUUUCAAGAAAGCUUGAAAGAAGAAAGGGAGAAAGCUCAAGGUAUACAUACCUCGAAUUUAUCCGAUUCAGAUUCGAAAGAUAGUACUGGUGCUGUUAGAAGAAAGAAAAACGCUUUUGGAUUGGCGGGUCGACCGGGUUCGAAGAUGUUGCGAUUUGGGACCAAUGUAGAUUUAUCAGAUGAAAGAAAAUGGAAACCGCAGCUUCAGGAGUUAAUGAAACUACCGGCAUUCGCUAGAGUCGUUUCGGCGGGAAACAUGCUCAGUCAUGUUGGCCAUGUUAUUUUAGGAAUGAAUACUGUUCAGUUGUACAUGAAGGUACCUGGUAGUAGAACACCCGGUCACCAGGAAAAUAAUAAUUUUUGUUCUAUUAAUAUCAAUAUUGGACCAGGAGAUUGCGAAUGGUUUGCAGUACCUGAUGCAUAUUGGGGAAUAAUUUGCUCACUUUGUGAGCGAAAUAAUAUCAAUUACCUUCAUGGUAGCUGGUGGCCUUCUUUAGAAGACCUGUAUGAGGAAAAUAUUCCUGUAUAUAGGUUUUUACAAAGACCAGGUGAUCUUGUUUGGGUUAAUGCGGGUUGUGUACAUUGGGUUCAAGCUGUUGGAUGGUGUAAUAAUAUUGCAUGGAAUGUAGGUCCUUUGACUGCUCGACAAUAUCAACUGGCAAUCGAACGUUAUGAAUGGAAUAAACUACAAUCAUUUAAAUCUAUAGUACCAAUGGUACAUUUAUCCUGGAAUUUAGCCAGAAAUAUCAAAGUAUCAGAUCCCAGAUUAUUUGAAUUAAUUAAAAAUUGCCUAUUAAGGACAAUGAGACAGUGUUGUUUAAUAUUAGAAUUUGUGAAAAGUAAAGGUGUAGAAGUUCGGUUUCAUGGACGAGGAAAAAACGAAGCAUCGCAUUAUUGCGGCCAAUGCGAGAUUGAAGUAUUUAAUAUCUUGUUCAUAAGGGAACAAGAAAAACGACACGUAGUGCACUGCAUGGAUUGUGCACGAAAACAAUCCCCAUCCUUAGAAGGAUUUGUUUGCUUAGAAGAAUAUAGAAUGCGUGAUUUAAUGGAGGUUUACGACGGAUUUACUUUACAUACCUCUCUAACAACUCCUUCAUCAGCUCAGUCUAGCCAAUCCUCCUGAGAAUACAUGCAACACAGAUAUUUAGACUUCUUAGGCACUUUACAGUGACUUUGAUAGUAUAAUAUCUGUGUUUAAAAAAAAUCUUUAUGAUAAGGAUUGUUUAAGUACCUGAGAGCUAUCAUGAAGAAAAUGAAAACAGAUCGAAAAAUUUUAUAUGUUAGACUGUAUAGUCAAACAUCUGUUUCCAUAUUAAUUUUAAGGUACGCACAAUAUAUGUUAUAUAUGAAAGAAUUGAAAAUUUUUAAUAUUCUGACAAUUAGUUAGUACUAUUUACACAAACUGAAAACUAUAUUCGAUCAAUUUUAUAUUGGAUUAAUACAAAAUCUCCAAAACAUUGUUCUAGCUCUCGGGCAUAGAAAAUUGAAGCUAAGUUAAACGAGAGAAGACUGUGCUUUACUUGUAAAUUACUUGAUAUCAUGAUUUGCUAAAACUUUGCAAUAAGAUAUAAUGGAUAAUUAUCAAACUUGGUCACGUUUCUUAUCAGUUUUAUAUCAUGGCUAGAGUCUGAAAAGCAUUUAAUAUUCAUUUUUGUCAUGAAA
Apis dorsata (giant honeybee) is the source of this 3710-nucleotide messenger RNA. Its product is annotated as histone demethylase UTY-like. The record is from RefSeq and is a predicted model, not a curated record. The transcript has 8 exons. Gene Ontology annotation, molecular function: protein binding; histone H3K27me2/H3K27me3 demethylase activity; chromatin DNA binding. Gene Ontology annotation, cellular component: MLL3/4 complex. Gene Ontology annotation, biological process: regulation of gene expression. Bases 10 to 3171 code for a protein of 1053 amino acids. NCBI's taxonomy places the organism in Eukaryota, Metazoa, Arthropoda, Insecta, Hymenoptera, Apidae.